Molecule: messenger RNA, 2620 nt
Organism: Lepus europaeus (European hare)
Lineage: Eukaryota; Metazoa; Chordata; Mammalia; Lagomorpha; Leporidae
Gene: DHRS3
Product: dehydrogenase/reductase 3
Exons: 6
Coding region: 1315-2223 (302 amino acids)
Cellular component (GO): lipid droplet
Molecular function (GO): oxidoreductase activity, acting on the CH-OH group of donors, NAD or NADP as acceptor
Source: RefSeq, a predicted model, not a curated record
CGCAGGGGUGGUCACCUGGCCCGGGCAGGCAGGAAUGUCUCGGGCAGGGAGCCGGCUCGCCGGAGUCGGCUCCGGCGUGUUCGAGUGCCAGCUGCGAGCCCUCGGGGCCACGGGCGGCAAGCCCCGGCUUGCAGAGAGGGGAGCCGGUCCCGGGCGAGCGCGAGUCGCGGCGAGCCCGUGUGCGCGCCCAGGCGCGCGCCCCGCGACGGCGCAGGGGGAGGGGAGGCCGCGGCAGCCACUCAGAGGAACGGUAGUGAGGCCUGCGAACAACUUUAACUGUCAAUCAGACUUAAUGGGGUAUUAAAAAAAUGGGGGGGGGGGUGAAGGGGCCGCCCUCUCGCUCCGCGCCGCGGCUGCCUGGGGAGCGAAUGGCUAAGGAGGCGUAGAGCAGGGCGCCCGAUCCCCGCGCGCUCCGCACCCCGGCCCUCUCCAAGUUGGAAAGGACAAAAAGAAGGCAGUCAAUGCUCCCGGGGAGAGCGAGGCAGCCGGAUCGGGCGGCAACUCCCAGCCUGCGCUGGGGGAGAGCGAGCGAGGCAGCCGCGGGGAGCGAGCGCGCGCGAGGGCGAGCCCCGCGCCGGGAGAAACUGACACCGGGACCCCCGGCUCCUGCCGCGCGCGGCUGGCACUCGGGCUGCGUUGGAGCGGUUUCCUGAGCCGCAGAAUAGCCCCGGGCCGGGAGACGCGCGCGGGCUGGAGCCCGGCGCUGCUCGCACGCCCCCUCCCAGCCCUGCACUUUUGUUUUUCCCGGGGAAGGGGCAGACGCGCCGCAAGUGGGGAGACAGCUUUUUUUUUUUUUUUUUUUUUUUUUUUUUUUUUAAAUCUUGCACUUUGAAACCGCCGGGCUGGAGCCGGGUGCGCGCGUGUGGUUGGUGCCUUUUUUUUUUUUUUUUUUCCCCCUGCCCCUGCUGGUAGCUGUGAACACCACCUGAGAGCGCCCCGCCGAGGCGGCUGCCGGGCCAGAAACUUCUGGUUCGAACUUUAUACCCCCCGCCCCCGCCGGCUCCCCGCCGCCGCGCUCGCCGCCCCAGCCUCCGAGACGCUGCUUCUGCUCCCGAGGACUUGUUCUGUUCUGCUUUUUCGCUGGGUUUUUAAAAAAAUUUUAUUGUAUUUUUAUUUUUAUUUUCUCGCGCGCGCGCCCGGUGCUUUGCAUUUGGCUGGGAAGAGGUGCUCGCCGGAGCGCCCAGGUGGGACGCCUCGCUCGUCUUUACUCGGUUUAUUGAUUGCUGUUGGCGCACUUUUUUUUUUUUUUUUUUAAUUCCUGUUCUGCUCGGGCCGGGGAGUUUCGCCCCCCCGCCCGGCGCCGUGGCGCACAGGAUGGUGUGGAGAUGGCUGGGCGCGCUGGUCGUGUUCCCUCUGCAGAUGGUCUACCUGGUGGCGAAGGCGGCCGUGGGGCUGCUGCUGCCCGCCAGGCUGCGGGACCUGUCUCGGGAGAGCGUGCUCAUCACCGGCGGUGGCAGAGGCAUCGGGCGCCAGCUCGCUCGCGAGUUCGCGGAGCGCGGCGCCAAGAAGAUUGUCCUCUGGGGCCGGACUGAGAAGUGCCUGAAGGAGACGACGGAGGAGAUCCGUCAGAUGGGCACCGAGUGCCACUACUUCAUCUGUGACGUGGGCAACCGGGAGGAGGUGUACCAGACGGCCAAGGCUGUCCGGGAAAAGGUAGGCGACAUCACCAUCCUGGUGAACAACGCCGCCGUGGUCCACGGGAAGAGCCUGAUGGACAGCGACGACGACGCCCUGCUCAAGUCCCAGCACAUCAACACCCUGGGCCAGUUCUGGACCACCAAGGCCUUCUUGCCACGCAUGCUGGAGCUGCAGAACGGCCACAUCGUGUGUCUCAACUCUGUGCUGGCGCUCUCCGCCAUCCCCGGCGCCAUCGACUACUGCACGUCCAAAGCGUCCGCCUUCGCCUUCAUGGAGAGCCUGACCCUGGGGCUGCUGGACUGUCCGGGUGUCAGCGCCACCACCGUGCUGCCCUUCCACACCAGCACCGAGAUGUUCCAGGGCAUGAGAGUCAGGUUCCCCAAACUCUUCCCCCCGCUGAAGCCGGAGACCGUGGCCCGGAGGACAGUGGAAGCCGUGCAGCUGAACCAGGCUCUCCUCCUGCUCCCUUGGACCAUGCACAUCCUCAUCAUCUUGAAAAGCAUCCUUCCGCAGGCUGCGCUAGAGGAGAUCCACAGAUUCUCCGGGACUUACACCUGCAUGAACACGUUCAAAGGGCGGACAUAGAGACGGGACACAGAGACCCUCGAGGAGCCGCGGUGUCCCAGGCACGCACCUGUGCGCCUGUCCCUUGGCACCUUUCUGCUGGGUGAACAGCACGGCUCCUGUGCCCAGGGAGCAAUCUGGUGGCCAGCCCCAGGACCUUUGCACAGGACUGAUGGGUGUAACUCUGAGCCCCAUGGGGAGGCAAGAGACCAGCCAGCAGCCGCCUUGUCACUUUUGUACAUGUCUGAUUCUGUAGAGUUUAUGGUUAAGUUGCUUCUCAGCUCUCCCCAGCCGCAGCAGCGUGCAUAGACUCUUCCGGGAGGCUCUGUCUCCAGACAAUCCGCCUCCCCCCUCGUCCUCAGCCUGCGCAGACCGGUUGAACAGCAGGAACGGAAAAUAAAGAGUUGGCCUUCGCGUG